Molecule: messenger RNA, 1610 nt
Organism: Xiphias gladius (swordfish)
Lineage: Eukaryota; Metazoa; Chordata; Actinopteri; Istiophoriformes; Xiphiidae
Gene: oprl1
Product: opiate receptor-like 1
Exons: 7
Coding region: 403-1521 (372 amino acids)
Biological process (GO): neuropeptide signaling pathway; sensory perception of pain
Cellular component (GO): membrane; neuron projection
Molecular function (GO): nociceptin receptor activity; neuropeptide binding
Source: RefSeq, a predicted model, not a curated record
GUCUGCCUGCCAGCUGAUGCUGACCGGAGGAGAAGCGGUUUUUGUCUCUCCUCGUCAUCCCGGGGAAAACCUGGACGGGCCGACGGACGGAGGUUUUGGAUUCUGGCAGCGGCUACUACCUGGCGAGGACGGCGGGUGGAAACUGCGAAAUUAAAGGCAACCGACCCCCCAAACGGAGGGAGAGAGAGAGAGAGAGAGAGAGAGAGAGCGGUCGGAGACCAGGACCGUGCACAGUAACGCAGAGAGAAACGCGACAACUUCCAGCGGCUCGUGCACUCGGGGCGGUCCGCGGGGGGGCUCCGGGGCUGGUCGGCACCAGACAGAUUCGGAGAACUUGAGAACAUCAGACGACCUGCGUUUACAGGCGGCUGUAGAUCUCUCUGCCUCUGCACUUGGUCGGAGAUGGAUUUCCCUGACGACUUCCUGCUGGCCGAGCUGGGCCACCUGCCGCUCUACAAUGAUUCCCUCUUCCAGAACAACUUCACCGGUGCCUACAAUGACACAGACGCCCUGCUGCCGACAGGGGUGAAGGUCACCAUCGUGGUCGUCUACAUGAUCGUCUGCUUCGUGGGCCUGGUGGGAAACUUCCUGGUCAUGUAUGUCAUCAUAAGGUACACUAAGAUGAAAACGGCCACUAACAUCUACAUCUUUAACCUGGCUCUGGCUGACUCUCUGUUCCUGGCUACUUUACCUUUCCAGGGCACUGACGUGUUCCUGGGCUUCUGGCCCUUCGGGAACGCUCUGUGCAAGGCGGUGGUGUCGAUCGACUACUACAACAUGUUCACCAGCACCUUCACCCUGACGGUGAUGAGUAUGGACAGGUACGUGGCCGUCUGUCACCCUGUCAAGGCCCUGGACAUGAGGACACCUCACAAGGCCAAGGUGGUGAACAUCUGUGUGUGGGUGUUGGCCUCGGCCUUUGGCGUUCCGGCCAUGGUCUUGGGAGAUGUAGAGGAAGAACAAGAGCAUAACAGCAUUGAGUGCAUCGUGGUUUUACCUGAACCAAGGAGUCACUGGGAUCCUGUAUUUGGCACCUGUGUCUUCCUCUUCUCCUUCCUUAUUCCUGUGGCUAUUAUCAGCAUCUGCUACAGCUUGAUGGUCAAGCGUCUGCGCAGUGUCCGCAUCCUGUCCGGCUCCAAGGAAAAGGACCGAAACCUACGGCGUAUCACCAGGAUGGUCCUUGUGGUGGUGGCAGCAUUCGUUGUCUGUUGGACGCCAAUCCAGAUCAUGGUCCUGGCUCAGUCGUUGGGCUUCAACCUGAGUAGCUUGUUCACACUGGUCCUGAUGCACUUCUGCAUCGCACUGGGCUACGUCAACAGCAGCUUGAAUCCUGUGCUCUAUGCCUUCCUGGAUGAGAACUUCAAGCGCUGUUUCCGUGAGUUCUGCCACCCAUCACCAUUUCGCCUUGACACUCAGCAGUCAGGGAGGAUGAGGAGCAUUGCCAGGGAGGUGGCAGCAGCCUACAGCUGCAAGGCCGGAGAUAGCAGGGGACCUGGCGGAGGGACACCUAAUCCAGCAUGACUAGGCGUGGAGCUCCCCUUGGUGGGGGUAGACCCCCCACAGAGGAGAGAGAUCCAGGGGACAGGGAACUCCAACACAGAAUUAACUCA